Molecule: messenger RNA, 8164 nt
Organism: Coturnix japonica (Japanese quail)
Lineage: Eukaryota; Metazoa; Chordata; Aves; Galliformes; Phasianidae
Source: RefSeq, a predicted model, not a curated record
UCUUCCCCAGCCCCGGCUAUAAAUCCGCCCCGUGCUCCUUGACCCGACCCGAGGCACGUGGGAUGUGCGUGGGAUACGGGCUUGACCCCAAAGCACAUUCCUGCGCUGCCUCAGUUUCCCCUCUCCCCCAACCCCAUCCCUGCUGAGCCCCAACGCAGCUGCAGCGUUUGGGGGUGGGGGGUCAAAGCUCUGUCCCCCCCCCAUCCCUCAUAUCCAGGGCCCCUUCCAGCAGCUCUGCACAUCUUCCCGACCAGCAGAUGUUUGCAGCUUCUUUCCCCCACCCCCUUCAUGGCUGCAGCCAUGGGGACAUCACCGACCUCAUCCCACACCUGAGUGCUGCAGUUGGGGAUGGGGAACAGUGCGGUGCUCAGCCCCCAUCCAUAGCAUCCCCCCCUGACCCCACGCAUAGAGAUGGGAUUCCCAUGUGUGUGUGUGUGGAGCUGCCUUGGGGCUGGGCUGUGCUGGGAGCUGUGUGGGUUGUGGUCCCGAGGCUGUGGGAUCCUGGAGCAUUUGGGAUCCUGAGGAUGUGGGAUGCUGGAGCUUUUGGGGCUGGCAAGGAUUUGGGAUGCUGAAGUGUUUGUGGACCUGGAGCGUUUGGGGACCUGGAGCAUUUGGGAUGCUGGAGUGUUUGGGAAUCCCAAGGGUUUGGGAUGCUGAGGGUUUGAAAGCCAGGAGGAUUUGAGAUGCUGGAGCAUUUGGGAUUCUGGAACGUUUGGGGACCCUGAGAUUUGGGAUCCUGGAGGAUUUGGGAUGCUGCAGUGUUUGGGGUGCUGGAAGAUUUGGGAUGCUGCGUGAUUUGGGGAUCCCAAGGAUUUGGGAUGCUGGAGGGUUUUGGGAUCCUGAGAUUUGAGGCCUAGGGGGAUUUGGGAUGCUGGAGCAGAUGGGGAUCCCAAGGAUUUGGGAUCCUGGACUGUUUGGGAUGCUGGAGGAUUUGGGAUGCUGGAGGAUUGGGGGAUCCCAAGGAUUCGGGAUCCUGGAGCAUUUGGGAUUCAGAAGCGUUUGGGAGCCCUGAGAAUUUGGGAUCCUGUAGGAUUUGGGAUUCUGGAACAUUUGGGGUGCUGGAGCAUUUCAGGGACUGCUGGAGCCUUUAGGAGGUGCUGGGCCAUACAGGGAGGUACAGGAGUGUUUGGGACACUGUAGGAUUUGGGGCAGCUCUGCAGUGUUUGGGGUCACUGUGCUGUGUGGGUGACGCUGGGACACUGAGGGGACACUGAAGCAUUUGGGAUGCUGAAGGUUUCUGGGGGAUGCUGCAGGAUUUGGGGAUGCUGAAGGUUUCUGGGGGGAUGCUGUAGGAUUUGGGGACUCACGAUGCUCCGCUGCACUCAGUGGGUGGGUGGAGGGGAUGGGGGGUGUGCAUGGCCCGUGUGUGUGCACACGUGUGUGCAAGGCUCCAGCUGAGCCUUGUGGCCGUGCAAUGGGAUGGACGGACGGACGGACACAUCCCUCCUGACCUGGAAUUUCCCCACAGAGCCUGAAGGAGGGACAGGAGCGCAUUGACCUCCUCACCCCUUUUCCUAUGGGGGGUGGGGGGUUGGUUGGGAUUAGGGGCUGCUUCCUGCUCUGUGUCUCUCAGCACGGGUUCCAUCCUGCUCUCAGAGGGGGGGUCCCAUCCGAGGGGCCCAUUGCAGCCCCAUUGCAGCCCCAUUUCUGCCCCCUCUCCCCAUUCAGCCUCCGGGCGCAGCGCCGCGCGGGGAGGAAGGUGGAAAAUCGCUGGGAGGAAGGAGCUGAAGGCGGGAGUGAUAAAUAUUGAAAGGGUGGGAUUUCGAUGUAGGCUGCAACAGCUGUGCUGGUUACAGUGUCACACUAUCUCUCCACAGGUUUACUGACCCAUUUCCAUUCACACGGCUGCCAGUAUCUUAGCAACUGCAACAGUCCCCCAAGAACAGGCGUAUUGCCUGCUAUUAGCGACUGCUGCAACUGUGUCAAGAUGGGAGCUCGGUCGCCUGCCAGCCCGGCGCACUGGAGAACGGUGCCAGCCCUCCUGCAGAGUGGUUCCCGCGCGCCCAGGGCCCCCGCCAGCCCAACAGAGUGAACCUGCACUGCAAACACCCGCGGACCAGAUCGCAGGCUGCCUCCCCCAGCCCCUGCCCCGCGCGCAGCCCCGACGGCAGGGUGGUGAUGGGCACCGGCUGUGCCGGCUCGGGAGCACCCCGGGGAGGAGCAGCCCCUGAGAGCUCAAGUGCAAUAGCAGAAGCAGCAGCAAAGCCGAGGGUCCCCGCCUCACCUUCCCCGACCCCCAUGUCAGCACCUGCUCAGCCCAGCGGCACGCGGGGGAGGAGGAGGUCAGGAUGCGCGUGAAGCCCCCGGGCCCAGUGGUAACGACCAGCGUUGUGCGAGGCUCGCCCGACUACGUCCGAGAGCCCAAAUUCUACCCUCCGGGGCACCCGGCGCAGCAGCCCCCCGCGUGCCCGGCCGAGAAAGCCUUGUCCUGCAGCGUGCUCAGCUUCCCUGAGGGCUCGUGCCCGGCGCUGGGCCGGGAGCACCAGGCGGGUUCGCUGCUGCACGGCGACCCGGCCGACCGGUGCCAGGGGGUGCAGGGCGGCACCAAGGAGGCCGAGGAGCUGCUGGGUUGUGCUGGAGAACCCCGGAUCCUGGGGGGCAGCGCGGAGGAAGCAGCCGCCCACGAUCGGGCGCCCGACACCUUCCCCAACGCGACGCUGGCCUCGGGCCGCUGCAACGUCGACAGCAUCGUCGCGCUGCUCCGGAGCAAGUGCGGCAACGGGCACAUCAACCUUCACCCCGUGGUGCAGCUCAUCGACAUCAUGAAGGACCUCAACCGUCUCUCCGAGGACCUCAAGAGCAGCGGGGUGCACCUGGACUGCGGCAGCCUGCGCGGCAGCGGCGGUGGCCAGGAGGACGGUCGGCUGCUGCCCGCUGACCGCGACCUGCAGUACAGCUUCUUCUCCUCGCCCUCCCUGGCCAACAGCAUCCGCAGCCCUGAGGAGCGUGGGGUGCACUGCAAAGCUGAGCCGCCGCGGCACCCCCGGCCUCCAGCCCGCGAUGGGGAGGGUGAGGGCGGUGGGGGGAGCGCCCCGCAGCCCCCAGCCUCUGGCAAAACCCCCGCUGAGGAAGCAGGGUGCUCGCAGCCCGAUGCUGGUGACUACUCCGAGCUGGCCGAGGCGGACAUCCUCAAUGAGCUGGCAUCGCUGGCGUGCCCGGGGACGCAGCUGCUGGAGUCGCAGCCGAUGGAACCGCAGCCCCAGUUGCUCCCGGCCCAAGAGCUGGACUCCCAGUCCCGGCUGCUGGAUUCCCAGUCCCUGGAGUCGCAGCCCCAGCUGCUGGAUGCGCAGAGCUUAGAGCCGCUACCGGAGUCGCUGGAACUGCAGAACCUGGAGCCGCUGGGGCUGCAGUCGCUGGAGCCACUCUCCGAGUCCUUGGAGCUGCAAUCUCUGGAGCCACUUUCCGAAUCGCUGGAGCUGCAGUCUCUGGAGCCGCUGGCCGAGCCGCUGGGGCUGCAGACGCUGGAGCCGCUGCCCGGAGCGCUGGAGCCACAGCUCCUGGAGGCACGAGCCCCACUGCUGCCCUCCGAGCCAUCCCUGCUGCAGCCGCAGCCACUGGGCCCCGUGUCGGAGCUGCUGGAGGCGCAGCCGGGCGCCGGGGACCCCCUACGGCCCCACAGCCUGCAGCCCCGCCUGGGGGGCUGCCCGCUGAGCGGCGUGGUGAAACGUGGCCCCUGUGGGGGUCGGGGGGCUGGGAGGUGUGGGGAGGACCACCGCAAGUACGCGCUGCGCCGGACUGACAAACCAAAGAUGCUGUGCCGCCGCAGGAGGGCAGGGCGAGGGCGGAGGGCUGACAUCGUCCCCGAGAGCCGCGUCCUGCCCCUCGCCCUACCCGCUGAGCUUCCCCCCGGGCCUGAGGAGCCCAGCACCCCGCUGCUGGGCCCCCCGCCACCCCCCGAAGCCCUGGAGCCCGAUGAGGUGCCCAAGACCCCCGCAGCGGCGGGGAAGAAGAGCAAGUGCCGCGGGGUGCGGAAGAUGGUGGUGAAGAUGGCCAAGAUCCCAGUGUCGCUGGGGAGGAGGAACAAAACCACCUACAAGGUGUCGUCACUCAGCAGCAACCUGAACCUGGAGGGCAAGGAGCUGGCGGCCAGCAGCUCCAUGGAGCCCACGCCGCUGCUCAAGAUGAAGAACAAUGGGCGCAACGUGGUGGUGGUCUUCCCCCCUGGCGAGAUGCCCAUCAUCCUGAAGCGCAAGCGGGGCCGGCCCCCCAAAAACCUGCUGCUGGGCCAAGCCAAGCCCAAGGAGCCGGUCCCAGAGGUGAAGAAGAGGAGGAGAAGGAAGCAGAAGCUGGCCUCGCCGCAGCCCUCCUACAUCGCCGACACCAACGACAGCAAGGCCGACUACUCGGACGUGUUGGCCAAGCUGGCGUUCCUCAACCGGCAGAGCCAGUGCUCGGGGCGCUGCUCCCCGCCGCGCUGCUGGACGCCCAGUGAGCCCGAGUCCAUCCACCAGGCGCCCGACACGCAGAGCAUCUCCCACUUCUUGCACCGCGUGCAGGGCUUCCGGCGGCGUGGCGGCAAGGCGGGCGGUUUCGGUGGGCGCGGAGGAGCACAUGCAGCCCGCGCCUCCCGCUGCUCCUUCAGCGACUUCUUUGAGGGCAUUGGGAAGAAGAAGAAGGCGCCCGCCGCCCUGCACGCUGACCCCGUGCACCCGCGCAAGAGGGGCCGGCCGGAGCCCGACCCCGUGGGCAAACCCAAGCGCAAGCGGCGGACCCGCAAGAACGGGGUGCUGUUCCCCGAGCAGAACCCCGGGCAGAGCUUCAGCGACAGUGCCUCCGAGUGGGCCGGGGACAAGGGCAGCCCCUGGGCCCCACAUCACGGCCACACCGCCGGCCAGCCCGGCCGCAACUGCGGCUACCAGGGGGCUGAUGCGCGGCCUUUCCACGCCGCCGCACUGGAGUCGGGCUCCUCGGGCCGCGCCGGGUUCUAUGCGGGCAGCGCGGGCUCCUCGCAGGCCGAGGUGGGCCAGGAGCGGCACAGCCUCUUCACGGGGUACUUCCGCUCCUUGCUGGACUCGGACGAUUCCUCCGACCUGCUGGACUUCGCCCUCUCGGCCUCGCGCUCUGAGUCCCGCAAGUCGGCGGCCUAUACAGCCCCACCAGGCGCCAUGGCGGCACAGCGCGGUGGGAUGGCGGCCUACCCGGCGCGGGGUGGCAAGGUGCCAGCAGCCGCGGGCCCCGGUGCCGAGGCCUUCCACGCGGCCAUGCAGGCCCGGCAGGCCUUCCCUCCCGGCCGCCCGGCCGCUGGUUACGGUGUCAGCCAGGCGGGCUCCUCGGAGUGCCGCGGUGCUGAGGCCUUCCCCAAACUGGUGCCGCCUUCCGCCGUGUCCCGCUCGCCCACCGCGCACCCGGCGGGCACGGCCGGCUUCCCACAGUACGGCGGGUACAGCGCGGGGCAGAGCGUCACCCCCGCCAGCGUCUUCCCCCCGGGGAAGCAGUACCCCCCGGCACAGGAGUGCCCCACCAGCAAGGACUGCAGCUUUGCCUAUGGCAGCGGCAGCAGCCUGCCCUCGUCCCCCAGCAGCGCACACAGCGCCGGCUACGCGCAGCAGAGCGCGGGGCCCAGCCUGCCGCUGGGCAAGGCCUCCUUCUUCAAUAGUGCCGAGGGCGGACAGUUCUCCAGCGCCGCGCACACCCCACUGCGCUGCGACAGCCGUGCCAGCACCGUGUCUCCCGGUGGCUACAUGGUGCCCAAAGGGUCGGCCUCCUUCCAGCCUUCCCCCGAGAACUGCCGGCCGUUCCCCAGCACGUCGCAGUGGGCGUUCCGGCAGGGCUACGGCGGGCUGGAGUGGAGCUCGGAGGCGUUCAGCCAGCUCUAUAACCCGGGCUUCGAGUGCCACCUCAAUGAGCCCAACGUCAUCCUGGACAUCUCCAACUACACCCCGCAGAAGGCCAAGCAGCAGACGGUGUCCGAGACCUUCUCCGAGUCGUCCUCCGACAGCACGCAGUUCAACCAGCCGGCCGGAUACCGGCGCGCCAACAGCGAAGCCUCGUCCAGCGAGGGCCAGUCCAGCCUGUCCAGCCUGGAGAAGCUGAUGAUGGACUGGAAUGAGGCGUCCUCGGCCCCCGGCUACAACUGGAACCAGAGCGUCCUCUUCCAGAGCAACUCCAAGCCGGGCCGGGGCCGGCGGAAGAAGGUGGACAUGUUCGACGCGUCGCACCUCAGCUUCUCCUCCUCAUCCUCCUCCUCCUCCGUCUACCCCUCCAAGCGCAGCACGGGGCCCCGGCAGCCGCGGGGCUCUCGCGGGGCGUGCGCCUCCAAGAAGGAGCGGGGCACGGGCAAGGCCAAGUUCCCCAGCAAGGCGCAGGCGGUCAACCCGCUCUUCCAUGAGAGCACGGACCUGGGCUUGGACUACUACAGCGGGGACAGCAGCAUGUCCCCACUGCCCUCGCAGUCGCGGGGCUUUGGGGUGGGUGAGCGGGACCCCUGCGACUACGCCGGGCCCUACUCCAUGAACCCCUCGACGCCGUCGGACGGGACGUUCGUGCAGGGCUUUCAGAGCGACUCACCUGGCUUGGGGCAGCCGGAGCUGGAGGGCAAGCACUUCCCUGCCCUGCCCCACCAGCUGGCAGCCCCCGGGCAGCAGGCUGUCUUCGAGGCCGGCCUCCAGAAAGCCUUCUCGCCCAACUGCUCACCCACCUUGGCCUUCAAGGAGGAGCUGCGGGCGGGCGAGCUGCGCAAACUGCCCGCCUGCGACUCGCUCAAGCACAGCAUGCAGGGGGGGUCCCUCCCGCACGGCCCCCACGUGGCGUGCCGCGACCUCGCCAUGCCGCAGCCGCACUACGAGUCCCCCAGCUGCAAAAACCCCCCGUACUGGUACUCGCCCACCGCCAGCACGCGCAGCCCUUCCUCGUACGACGGCAAGGCGGGCUCCAUGCUGGUGGACUUCAUGGGCAGGACGGACCCCUCGUGUCUCAACCCCCAUUUGAGCAGCCCCGGCGGCCCCCACCCCUCCAAGGGCGAGAAGGAGCCCUUGGAGAUGUCCCGCGCCCACCACCGCGGCCCCUACGCCUGUCCCCUGAUCAAUGACUUGAACAUCUCCCCCGUCCCGAGGGACUCCAUGCUGCAGCUGCAGGACAACUACAGGUACCCCACGUUUGCACCCCAGGGGCACCCAGUUAUGGGCCCGGCCCAGAAGAGCGGGUUCUUGGGGCCGAUGGUGGAGCAGCACCCCGAGGACACGUUUACGGUCACCUCAUUGUAGUGCCACUGACGUGCCAAGCGGACAGCGAGGUUUUCUUACAGGAGGUAAUUUAGCCAGCACUUUUUUUCUGGAACACUUUUCAAGUUCUGUAUUUAACUGGGAUUGGAGCCGUUUGUUUCGUUUUCUAUGAAAAAGAGAAAAAAAAAAAACAAAAAAAAAUGACAAAAACAAAAAAGAUUUUAAAAAAAGGAAAAAAAAAAACAACCCAAAAAAGGCCAAAAAAAUAAAACCAACAACCCCACAAAAACCCCCAACAACGAAUUAUCAGAUACGAGGGGAAAAAACAAACUCAACCCAACAAAACAAAUGGAAGAAGAGAAAAGGAAGAGAGAGACAAGCCCUGGUUUCCCCCCCCCUUACCCCCACCCUCACUCCCCCCUAAACCCUUCAUACUCCAACCCGCUCCUUCUCACCCCUCAACCCGGCGCUGCUUUCCGGACUGCCCCACAGAAGGACAAUCGGAUGGAUGGACGCACAUGGGGGGCAGCAGCCCGGACCCCCACAACCCCCAACCCCUCUCCCUGGUGCCGUGGGGCCCCUUGGCCACCCUUAGAGGGGGGGAUUUGGUUUGUUGUUUUCUUUUCCCUCCCAUUUUCUCGCUUGCUGGGGGUGUUUUUGUCGUGCCGGAUGGUGCUGAGCGCCACGAGAGACUUGGGCUGCUUCGCCGUGGGUCCCCGAGAUGCAGCUGUCACCCACCCCCCCAGCAGCGCAUCCCGUGCCCUCCGCCGGCCCCAAGAGAGCAGAGAGAAGGAGAGAGGAGGGGGCUCCGCUUCUCCCUCCCACCUCCCCCCCCCCAAUCGGAAUCAGAGGGGACUCUUCGCGUUCGGAGCUGCCGAUUCUUUGGGCUGUUUUCAGUUCUCGUUUGGAUCCCGUUUCGUUUCCUGCACAAACACACACACAUACAAACUAAAACCAACCCGACCAGCAGCUGUAAAUACUUUUGAGGUAAAAAAAAAAGACAA